AUGAAAAUUAUGAAAACACUAUCUGUUCAAUCACCUAAUACAGAAAAACGCAUGAAUGUACAACCUAAUUCUGGAAAAAGAAUCCACAAAUGUGAAAUAUGUCAUAAACAAUUGCCUACAAAAAAUGUUUUAAAACAACAUAAGAAAAUUCACUCCGCACAGGCACCUUUUAAAUGUGAAAUUUGUCUUAAACAGUUUGCCCGAAACGAUUCUUUAAAUGAGCAUUUGAAAGUUCAUACUGGAGAAAAGCCUCAUAAAUGUGAAAUAUGUCUUAAACAGUUUUCAUUAAAACAUCAUUUAAUUGUGCAUAUGAGGGUUCAUACUAGAGAAAGGCCUUAUAAAUGUGAAAUUUGUCUUAAACAGUUUGCCCGAAACGAUUCUUUAAAUGAGCAUUUGAAAGUUCAUACUGGAGAAAAGCCUCAUAAAUGUGAAAUAUGUCUUAAACAGUUUUCAUUAAAACAUCAUUUAAUUGUCCAUAUGAGGGUUCAUACUACAGAAAGGCCUUAUAAAUGUGAAAUAUGUCUUAAACAGUUUGCCCAAAGAAUUACUUUAAAGCAACAUAUGAGAGUUCAUACUGGAGAAAGGCCUUAUAAAUGUGAAAUAUGUCUUAAGCAGUUUGCCCAUAAAAAUACUUUAAAUCUGCAUAUAAGAGUUCAUACUGGAGAAAGGCCUCACAAAUGUGAAAUAUGUCUUAAACAGUUUUCUUUAAAACGUACGUUAAUUGGUCAUACACGACUUCAUACUGGAGAGAGGCCUUAUAAAUGUGAAAUAUGUCUUAAACGGUUUACUCAAAAAAGUAAUUUAAAUGUGCAUUUGAAAGUUCAUACUAAAGAAAGGCCUUAUAAAUGUGAAAUUUGUCUUAAACAGUUUUCCUUAAAAAGCACUUUAAAUGGGCAUAUAAAAGUACAUACUGGUGAAAGGCCUUAUAAAUGUGAAAUAUGUCUUAAACAGUUUGCCGAAAAAGCUACAUUGAAUGGGCACCUAAGAGUUCACACUGGAGAAAAACCACAUAAAUGUGAGAUUUGUCUUAGGCAGUUCGCUUCAAAGCUUAGUUUAAGUGUGCAUAUAAGAAUUCACACCGGAGAACAGCCUCAUAAAUUGUGA
Messenger RNA from Diabrotica virgifera virgifera (western corn rootworm), 1104 nucleotides. Its product is annotated as zinc finger protein 235-like. Gene Ontology annotation, cellular component: PcG protein complex; transcription regulator complex. Gene Ontology annotation, biological process: regulation of transcription by RNA polymerase II. Gene Ontology annotation, molecular function: RNA polymerase II cis-regulatory region sequence-specific DNA binding; DNA-binding transcription factor activity, RNA polymerase II-specific. NCBI's taxonomy places the organism in Eukaryota, Metazoa, Arthropoda, Insecta, Coleoptera, Chrysomelidae. The coding region runs from base 1 to 1104 and encodes 367 amino acids. The transcript has a single exon. The record is from RefSeq and is a predicted model, not a curated record.